AUGUUGUUUACUAAGAAUAUAACAUCACAGAGCAUAAGACUAGCGUCUUCAUUAAUUCGCUUCAACUCAACCACAUCAUCCCAAGCUCCAUUAGAUGCUUCAAAAUUAAUUAUUGAAAAAACCACUAAUCCCAAAUCAAAAUUAUCAAAAGAUAAAUUAAUAUUUGGUAAAACAUUUACUGAUCAUAUGUUAGAAAUAGAUUGGGAUUCUCAAACUGGAUGGGGUACUCCUAAAAUUUCACCUUAUCAUAAUUUUUCAUUAGAUCCUUCAAGUGUUGUUUUUCAUUAUGGAUUUGAAUUAUUUGAAGGUAUGAAAGCAUAUAAAGAUUCUAAAGGUCAAGUAAGAACUUUUAGAGGUAAUAAAAAUAUGAUAAGAAUGAAUAAAUCAGCUGAAAGAAUAACUUUACCAACAUUUGAAGGAGAAGAAUUACAAAAAUUGAUUGAUAAAUUAUUAAUUUUAGAUCAUGAAUUUAUACCUGAGGGAAAGGGUUAUUCAUUAUAUAUUAGACCAACAAUGAUUGGAACUGAUGCAUUUUUAGGUGUUGGAACACCAAAUAAAGCUAAAAUUUUUACUAUAUGUAGUCCAGUUGGACCAUAUUAUAAAAAUGGGUUUAAACCAGUAUCAUUAGAAGCAACAGAUUAUGCAGUUAGAGCUUGGCCAGGAGGAGUUGGUGAUAAAAAAUUAGGUGCAAAUUAUGCUCCUUGUAUAUUACCACAAAAUGAAGCAGCAAAAAGAGGAUUUGAUCAAAAUUUAUGGUUAUUUGGAAAAGAAGGAUAUAUAACAGAAGUCGGUACAAUGAAUGUAUUUUUUGUUUUUAAAAAUCCAAAAUCUGGUAAAAAGGAAUUAACUACUCAUCCAUUAGAUGGUACAAUAUUAGAAGGUGUUACAAGAGAUUCAAUAUUAGAAUUAGCAAAGGAAAGAUUACCUUCUAAUGAAUGGGAUAUAACUGAACGUAAAUUUACAAUACAUGAUGUUCAAAAAGCAGCAAAAGAAGGGAAUUUAAUAGAAGCUUUUGGAGCAGGUACUGCAGCUGUUGUAUCGCCAAUAAAACAUAUUGGUUAUAAAGGUGAAGAUAUUAAUAUUCCUGUUAUUUUAGGAAAUUCAGGUGAAUUAGCUGCACAAAUUGCUGAUUGGAUAAGUAAGAUUCAAUAUGGUGAAGAAGAAUAUAAAGAUUGGUCAAGAGUUGCAAAAUAA
Lodderomyces pseudojiufengensis is the source of this 1194-nucleotide messenger RNA. RefSeq names its product branched-chain-amino-acid transaminase (gene BAT21). Bases 1 to 1194 code for a protein of 397 amino acids. NCBI's taxonomy places the organism in Eukaryota, Fungi, Ascomycota, Pichiomycetes, Serinales, Debaryomycetaceae. Gene Ontology annotation, molecular function: branched-chain-amino-acid:2-oxoglutarate transaminase activity. Gene Ontology annotation, cellular component: mitochondrion. The record is from RefSeq and is a predicted model, not a curated record. Gene Ontology annotation, biological process: L-leucine biosynthetic process; L-valine biosynthetic process. The transcript has a single exon.